AUGUCAUUAGGAGAUUUAAUACCAGUAGUUAAUAAAUUACAGGAUAUCGUUACUACCACACAAGUUAGUGAUUUAGAUUUACCAAUAUUAGCAGUUGUUGGAUCGCAAUCUUGUGGGAAAUCAUCAGUUUUAGAAAACAUUGUUGGUAAAGAUUUUUUACCAAGAGGAACAGGAAUUGUUACAAGAAGACCAUUAGUUUUACAAUUAAUCAAUUUAAAACCUGAAGAUAGUCAAAUUUUAGGUUAUAGUACAACAUCAUCCGAAGAAAGUAGUGAUGAACAUUCUAUAAAUUUAGAAGAUCAUUUAAGAAAAUUAUCAACUAAUAAUGAUAAUCAACCUGAAGAUAUUGAAUAUGGAGAAUUCUUACAUAUUCCAAAUAAAAGAUUUUAUAAUUUUAAAGAUAUUAGAAAAGAAAUUGAAAUUGAAACUAAUAGAUUAGCAGGAUCUAAUAAAGGUAUUAGUUCCAAACCUAUUAAUUUAAAGAUUUAUUCAACUAAAGUAUUAAAUUUAACAUUAGUUGAUUUACCAGGCUUAACCAAAAUUCCAAUUGGUGAUCAACCAUCAGAUAUUGAAAAACAAACUAGAUCAUUAAUUUUGGAUUAUAUUUCAAGACCAAAUUGUAUUAUAUUAGCUGUAUCACCAGCUAAUGUUGAUUUAGUAAAUAGUGAAAGUUUAAAAUUAGCUAGACAAGUUGAUCCUUCAGGUAAAAGAACUGUUGGGAUUUUAUCUAAAUUAGAUUUAAUGGAUGAAGGUACUAAUGCAUUAGAUAUUUUAAAAGGUAAUGUUUAUCCAUUGAAAUUAGGAUUUAUUGGUAUUGUAAACAGAUCUCAAUAUGAUAUUUCAAUCAACAAAUCAUUAAAAGAUUCAUUAUUUAGUGAAGAACAAUUCUUUAAAAACCAUUCAGCUUAUAAGAUAAUUGCAAAUAAAUGUGGUACAAAAUAUUUAUCAAUUCAAUUGAAUAAGAUAUUGAUGAAUCAUAUAAGAGAUAAAUUACCCGAUAUCAAAGCUAAAUUGAACUCAUUGAUUGGAUCAACUGAACAAGAAUUACAACAAUAUGGAGGUUUUGAAAAUUAUUAUGGUGAAGAUAAAUCAGUUUUAAUUUUAAAUCUAAUGACCAAAUUCGCACAAAGUUUCAUUAACUCAAUUGAUGGUACCAAUAUUAAUGAAUUAUCAACUAAAGAAUUAUGUGGAGGAGCAAGAUUAUAUCAUAUCUACAAUGAAGUUUAUGGUAAUGAAUUAACCUCCAUUAAUCCAACUCAUAAUUUAUCAUUACAAGAUAUAAGAACAGCCAUUAGAAAUAGUACAGGUUCAAGACCUUCAUUAUUCGUACCCGAAUUAGCAUUUGAUUUAUUAGUUAAACCACAAAUCAAGUUAUUAGAAGAUCCAAGUAAGAAAUGUGUUGAAUUGGUUUAUGAAGAAUUAAUGAAGAUUGUUCAUAGUAUUUGUUCAUCAGGAAAUGAAAUCAAUAGAUAUCCAAAAUUACAAAUGAAAUUGAUUGAAGUUGUUAGUGAUUUAUUAAGAGAAAGAUUAGGUCCAACUAUUAAAUAUGUUGAAUCAAUUAUUGAAAUUAAUAAAUCUUAUAUAAACACUAAUCAUCCAAAUUUUGUUGGAGCUGCUAAAGCAAUGAGUGAUGUUGUUCAAGAACGUAAGAAAAUCAACAAUAACUUAAACAAACCUAAAAUUCCUGAAUUAAAUAGCACAAGUACUGGAGAAAAUAAUAUUGGUAUUGGUGUUGGUAAAAAGGAAAAAACCAUUGAAGAAGAUAUAAAUGAAAUUGAUGAAGAAUUACCUUUAGAAAAGAAUGAUAGAGAAAAAAAUGAAUCAGUUAUUCAACAUGAUUCUUUCUUGAAUUACUUCUUUGGUAAAGAUCCAAUAACUCAUCAACAAUAUUUAAUCAAUCAAGCUCAAUUGAAUCCAACUCCUUUCAAAUUCCCUCAUAAUCAUGACAAUUUACCUUCAAGUUUUGAUUUAAAUUCUAAUUUAAAUUCUCAUUCAAACCAAUCAUUAAGUCCAAAUAAUAAUUCAACCACUUCAUCAUCAACUAUUUUCAAUGAUGAAAGUUUCGAAAUCGAUGAAUCAAUUAAUGAAUUGAAUGAAAAAGAACAAUUAGAAUGUGAAUUAAUCAGAAGAUUAAUUAUUUCAUAUUUCGGUAUCAUCAGAGAAAUUGUUAAAGAUCAAGUACCAAAAUCCAUUAUGUGUUUAUUGGUUAACUUUAUUAGAGAUAAUAUUCAAAAUCAAUUAGUCAUAAAAUUAUAUAAUGAAUCGUACUUUGAUGAUUUAUUAGUUGAAGAUGAAAAUAUUCAAAUGGAAAGAGAAAAAUGUAUCAAUUUAUUGAAAAUUUAUAAGGAAGCUGCAAAAGUUGUUAAUGAAGUAGUAUAA
This is a messenger RNA of Yamadazyma jaroonii, 2379 nucleotides long. The record is from the annotation of a GenBank genome assembly. NCBI's taxonomy places the organism in Eukaryota, Fungi, Ascomycota, Pichiomycetes, Serinales, Debaryomycetaceae.